Messenger RNA from Klebsormidium nitens, 2998 nucleotides. Lineage: Eukaryota; Viridiplantae; Streptophyta; Klebsormidiophyceae; Klebsormidiales; Klebsormidiaceae. The record is from the annotation of a GenBank genome assembly.
AUGAGCUGGCAGCGCCUUGCUUUUCGUUCUUCCGCCGCACUGCUGGUGACGCCCUCGGCACUCCUCGCCAGCUGCUACCUGCCAAUGGGCACCUUCGACUCAGAUUGUAUCCAAGUUCCCGUUGAACCAUCAGCUCCAAUUGGCCAAGAAGUAGCAAGCUCUGACAGCCCCGUCUCCAAAGAAGUACACACAGGGCCCCACCACUUGACACCCGUUGAGUGGAGGGGCGUGCCUAAAUAUUUGACGCAUAAAGGUUCUGACGCAAACCGAGGUCCCUCCAGUACUUCAGCUGGGCCAGCUGUGCACAACAGUGGUGCGAGGAGUUGGCCCGCAGAGCAUCAUUCCAGUGGCGACGAGUCCUCAAGCUCUGCGAUUGGGUGGCUGAAAAAGUGGCUAGGAGCAGCAAAGGAGGAGGGGCAUCUAACAGCGCCUCUGCUGAACUCAGAGGAAGAACGCCCCGCCUCUGACCGUGGCAGACUGCAGAACGGUCCGUCUCUGAUGACCGCUUCUCAGAGAAAAGCUGACAAUUGUAGGAAUGUAGCUGGGGAGGAAAACGGAGGAAUAGUUGGGGAUCCUGAUGCAAAGUUGCGAGGCCUGCAAGCGCAGGCAACCAGCGAUGUGGGCACCGGAAAGAGCAGCGAUCUUGCUGGGUUUGAAGAGUCUGCGUUGGCGUCCGGCUUGAAGUUGAACAUUUUGCUGUUGGUGAUUGGCACACGCGGCGACGUGCAGCCAAUGGCGGCCCUGGGGCGCGUGCUCCAGGAGAAGUAUGGGCACCGCGUGCGAGUGGCCACGCACGCUCCGUUCAAAGACGCUGUGGAGGCGCAGGGAUUGGAGUUCUUCCCCAUGCCUGGCAAUCCCAACUUUCUCAUUGACAAGAUGGUCAGCAGCAGCACGUCUGCGCAGUGGUCCCUGCCCUCGUCCCCCUCCGCCAUUCUAGCCGUGCGCCGCUGGUUCAAGGGGAUCAUCUUCUCGCACUGGCCCGCGUGCACCGCGCCCGUUCCUUCCCCCGGCCACCAGCCCAUAUCCGUCCAACCCGCACGGCAAUCGGAGGCGCCUCACUGGUCGCUCAAUGUGGCCGCCAAUGACGCUUCCACGGGCUCUGAGUCGGGGGCCUCGUUGCCGUCAAGCUUUCGCAAAGUUGAAGCUGAGGGGCGUCCCAGCGAUGCUGACGGAACCCCUUCUGAAUUGGAAAGCCGAAUGACGAGCGGUCAGUCGGCGGUGCCGCCACAACCGGCGUCUUCGGCAACCCUGCAGCCAGCCGGGUCAUUUUCAGACCUGCGUGUUGCAGCCUUGAACGGGGGCAGUGAAGCGGAAUCGCUUCCAGCCAGCUCGCGAGCGGAUCUGAAGCCGUCAGUAUCCGCAGAGUUCACUCCAGAUCUGAUUGUGGCGACUCCGACUACCCAGGUGGCGCUGUCGUGCGCGCAGGCGCUAGGUGUGCCGCUGCACGUGUUCUACCUGAUGCCUUACACACGCACGCGCCAUUUGCCGCACCCGCUCUCGGGGGGCACCCUCCCAGGACCGAACGGCAGUAAAGCCACCAGGUUCUCGUGGUCGCUUAUCGAGAGCGUCUCUGCCCUCGGCGUUUGGAAUUACGUGAACCGCUUCCGCCGCCAGGUGCUGCGUCUGCAGCUGCUGCCGCGGGGCGCCCUCAGCGAGUUCUUCCUCCUCGAAGCCCUCGCCGUCCCCACCACUUACGCCUUCAGCCCCGACCUCGUGCCUCGCCCAAGGGAUUGGGGCGACCACAUCCGCGUCGUGAACUACGUGUAUGACGACAGCCUGACGUCCCGCUACCAGCCGUCCCCUCUGCUGCAGCGCUUCCUGGACGCGGGUCCGCCUCCUGUGUACAUCGGCUUUGGCAGCAUGAAGCUCGACCACACGGAUGACGUCAUGGAUACUCUUAUCACGGCAGUCCGCGCCGCAGGCGUGCGCGCGGUGAUUCACAAGCGCGGCUGGGCGGACGACGUGGACGCGCUGCAGAAGCGGUUGGCCGCCUUCGGGACGCACCGGCGGGGGCCGCGGAGGGGCAUGGAUGCGCGCAAGGACAGAUCCGCGUCGAUGGACUCGGCCGAUGGCGGCCUCCGCGGGCGGCGCGCGAGCGGUUCGUUUGUGAGCGACGACAUUCUGGUGUACGAGGAGGAGGUCCCGCACGGCUGGUUGUUUCCCCGCUGCCAGGCGGUCGUCACGCACGGCGGCGCCGGCACAGUCGGGGCGGCCCUGCGCGCGGGCAAGCCCGUCAUGGUCGUGCCCUUCUGGGGCGACCAGUUCCUGUGGGGCCAGCUCGUGGCGGCUGCGGGCGUGGGGCCUUCUGCGGUCCCUGUGAGCAAAUUGACGGAAGAUGCGCUUGCGAACGGUCUCGAGGCGAUGUCCCGCGACGACGUGGUGCGGGCCGCAGCGCGGUUGGGGGAGCGGAUCAAUAGUCGCGAGAACGGGGUGCUGGCGGCCGCGGAGCACAUCCAGUCGUCGCUGCCCCUGGAGGCGCUGCGCUGCGACGCAUGCGGGGAGCGCUCCGCGCGCGCGUGGGCCUGCCACAAGCUGCAGAAACUGUGCCCCACCUGCCUGCAGGACCUGGCGCGCGGUGCCUUGAAGCCCCCCGAGGUGCUGCCGUACGUCCCCCUGGAGUGGCGCCUCAGCCGUCCCCGGGGGGACUGCUGCGGCAUGUGCCCCGAGAAAGUGUUCACACCAGAGCAAAUGCGCGAGGCGGGCUGGCGGUCCAGCACGGCAGUUCGACGGGUGGUGGGCGCAUUCCGCUUUCCGCAGGGGGACGAGAGUGCAGCGAGGAGAGAGAGCCCAGCUGGCGGCAGCUAACAGCUGCUGUGUCGCGGACCAUGCACGCGUAUAGAACCGAAAUGUUGAUAAAUGUUGUCACGCAACUCACAACACUUUUGCGCGUGAACAGAUCCACCGAUUCAACAAAUAGUACGGGUUGAAAGUAGUAUUUGGAGAGCGGAGGCCUGCCUUGUGCAGAAUCAGUUGCAUAAUAGCAACUGGCCGGCUCGCA